AUGGCGCGAAGACUUGCAGAGAGGCAAGACCAGGGCGACCUUAGAGAGAGAGCGACUAAAGAUUACUUGACCCUGCUGCAUCCGAAUCAGGCCAACCUGCUGGAGAUGUCGGCUGCUGUGUGGAGCAACCUUCACCUCACACCCGGCACCAUCCUGCACCCGGACGAAGGGGAGGUGCGCCUGGACAGGCUGGAGGUGUACGGCGUGCUCAGGGACGACGAUAUUCGCCGGAAGUACGGGUGCUACGACAUCAUUCAUGAAGUGGACGGGCAAAAAGUUCGCCACUGCAACUGGAUCCGGUUUGUCAAGGCCUCGAGCGACUCCGAUAAAGUCAACAUCAUCAGCUCCAUAGUCAAAGGUCAUCCGUUCUUUCAAGUCAUCAAACCCAUCAAGCCAAAUGACGAACUCGUGGUACUAUUCCACGACGAUAGUUCUGAGACAUCGACAUCUUGCCAUGAAGUCACCCAGGUGACGAUGUCAUCGCCCAGUAGGCAAAGUAUACCAGACAGGUCACUGAGUGCACCAAACGGUGGCUCCAGUGACACAACAGAGGAAGAAGAAGACAAGGACUCAUCACCUGAAAUGUCAAAUCAGUCCAGCUGUCAUCAACUCGUCCCCUCUGAGGAAAGAUGUUCUCGACGACCUGAAGACGUUUCCGACGACGAAAGCGCAAGAUGGGGCAAGGACAUGCAAGUGUCUUCCGGAGAAGAAGACAGCGUGUCGUCUCUACAGGUAACCGACAAAGACAUUCCACAGUCUUCAGAGACAGCCGAUCCCCAUCAGCAUUCCGACAACGAACAGUGCUCACCGAGGGAGGACAGAGCAACAUCGUGUGAGACCCAUGUCCCAUUGGUUUCUACAACAACGCCGAUACCGGAAGUACCUUCGCGGCUGUUUGCAGAUGGCGCUCCUACUCGCAGAGGGCGAGAACGAACAUGGUGGCCGUGUGACACGUGUCCCAAGAAGUUCGACAGACCCUCGCUUCUGAAGAGACACAUCCGCACCCACACAGGCGAGAAGCCGCAUGCCUGUGAUGUUUGUGGCAAGGCCUUCUCCACGUCGUCGUCCCUCAACACUCACCGCAGGAUCCUCGGGGAGAAGCCCCACCAGUGCCCCGUGUGCGGCAAGCGCUUCACCGCCAGCUCCAACCUCUACUACCACCGCAUGACGCACAAUAAGGAGAAGCCCCACAAGUGUCAGCUGUGCUCCAAGUCCUUCCCCACACCUGGCGACCUCCGCUCUCACAUGCACAUCCACAACGGCUCCUGGCCCUUCCACUGCGACGUGUGCAACCGGGGCUUCAGCAAGCACACGAACCUCCGCAACCACAUGCUCCUCCACACAGGUGACAAGCCCCAUGAGUGCUCUACCUGUAGGAAACGAUUCGCUCUUCAGUGCAAUCUCAAGGCUCACCUCAAGACACAUGUCGGUGACAAGUCAUCUCCUGCACUAAAUGUGGACAGGCGUUGUCUGACAACCUCAAGAUGGUUUCUGAGGGACUGUGCAGCGGAUGUUUUGAGGAUUCUACAAAAGCAUCAUCGCAGAAAAGGAAAGAGCAGGUGA
Messenger RNA from Pomacea canaliculata, 1563 nucleotides. RefSeq names its product zinc finger protein 771-like. NCBI's taxonomy places the organism in Eukaryota, Metazoa, Mollusca, Gastropoda, Architaenioglossa, Ampullariidae. Gene Ontology annotation, cellular component: nucleus. The record is from RefSeq and is a predicted model, not a curated record.